Clonostachys rhizophaga is the source of this 408-nucleotide messenger RNA. The record is from the annotation of a GenBank genome assembly. NCBI's taxonomy places the organism in Eukaryota, Fungi, Ascomycota, Sordariomycetes, Hypocreales, Bionectriaceae.
AUGAUCACAACACUGGGCACCGAGAUAGCCCUUCGGCUAGCUCUCCUCGCAUCGGCGAUACAGCUUGCCUAUGCCGCCGCAUUGCCGAUUCUUUCUGGGGACGAUGAACGCGUAUCUCUGACCGUAAGAAAAGAGAAAACAUUCAAGAAGAUCAAAAUCACCAAGGAAAAGAAGAACAAAAACGUUGUCUACAUCCACCUGUCCAAACCGGCCAUUAUUGGGCUUGUCAUUGGCGUCGUCGUCUUAAUCGUCUUUCUCGUUUUUCUUUUCAAAUGCAUCAUCCCGAGAAUGAUACAACGAAAGGCCUUGAAGCAGCAGCAAGAUGAGGAGAAGGAAACCAGCGAGAAGCGGCCGCCAAGUUCAUUGUCCACGGCAAAUGGGCCACCCAAAGCACCACAACCGCAAUAA